This is a messenger RNA of Staurois parvus, 332 nucleotides long. NCBI's taxonomy places the organism in Eukaryota, Metazoa, Chordata, Amphibia, Anura, Ranidae. The record is from the annotation of a GenBank genome assembly.
CCUCUUAUCUCUUGAUAAGACAUAUCAUGUGGAGUCACUCUGCACAUGCUCAAUUUGAUGUUUAUUGCCACAGAGGUUUUUUUCUUGGUAGAGUGCAUGUGAUCAGCACAGGGCCAAUCAGCACUGUCCAGAAAGAGGUCAGGGGUUCUGCAUCCUCCUAGAGCAAAAUGAGAACUCCUCCUGCAAAUUUUAACCAGUGCUCUGCUGAAGUCACAAGACUGCUAUAUACUGCUGAUGAGAAAAGGUAUUUGGCAGUUUAUAUUUGCUAAAAUAAUUGCAUUUCCAUUUCUGUGUACUGUGAGAGACCAGAUAUAGUGAAUGCAGGGUCCUGG